GGCGUCCAGGCGGCGGCGGCGGCGGCGGCGGCUCCUCAGAGUCCGGUUCAAGCUCCGGCUGCGGCUCCGGCCCGCAAUGCCCCAUUCCGUGACCCUGCGCGGGCCUUCGCCCUGGGGCUUCCGCCUGGUGGGCGGCCGGGACUUCAGCGCGCCCCUCACCAUCUCGCGGGUCCAUGCUGGCAGCAAGGCUGCAUUGGCUGCCCUGUGUCCAGGAGACCUGAUCCAGGCCAUCAAUGGUGAGAGCACAGAGCUCAUGACACACCUGGAGGCACAGAACCGCAUCAAGGGCUGCCACGAUCACCUCACGCUGUCCGUGAGCAGGCCUGAGAGCAGGAGCUGGCCCAGUGCCCCUGAUGACAGCAAGGCUCAAGCACACAGGACCCACAUCGACCCUGAGAUCCAGGACGGCAGUCCAAUAACCAGCAGGCGGCCCUCAGGCACCGGGACUGGGCCAGAAGAUGGCAGACCAAGCCUGGGAUCUCCAUAUGGACAACCCCCUCGCUUUCCAGUCCCUCACAAUGGCAGCAGCGAGGCCACCCUGCCAGCCCAGAUGAGCACCCUGCAUGUGUCUCCACCCCCCAGCGCUGACCCAGCCAGAAGCCUCCCGCGGAGCCGGGACUGCAGAGUCGACCUGGGCUCCGAGGUGUACAGGAUGCUGCGGGAGCCGGCCGAGUCCGUGGCUGCGGAGCCCAAGCAGUCAGGCUCCUUCCGCUACUUGCAGGGCAUGCUAGAGGCCGGCGAGGGCGGGGAGUGGCCAGGGCCUGGUGGACCCCGGAACCUCAAGCCCACGGCCAGCAAGCUGGGCUCUCCGUUGAGCGGCCUGCAGGGACUGCCCGAGUGCACGCGCUGUGGCCACGGCAUCGUGGGCACCAUCGUCAAGGCGCGGGACAAGCUCUACCAUCCUGAGUGCUUCAUGUGCAGCGACUGCGGCCUGAACCUCAAGCAGCGUGGUUACUUCUUUCUGGACGAGCGACUUUACUGUGAGAGCCACGCCAAGGCCCGCGUGAAGCCGCCCGAGGGCUACGACGUGGUGGCGGUGUACCCCAACGCCAAGGUGGAACUCGUGUGAGCUGGGCCUCUGCUCCCACCCCUGCUUCUUAAAGUCCCUGCUCGGCCGGUGUAAAUAUGUUUCGCCCUGUCCCUCUAAUAAAGUUCCUCUGCUCCACCUUGAA
Messenger RNA from Piliocolobus tephrosceles (Ugandan red Colobus), 1172 nucleotides. RefSeq names its product PDZ and LIM domain 4 (gene PDLIM4). Gene Ontology annotation, molecular function: muscle alpha-actinin binding; actin binding. Lineage: Eukaryota; Metazoa; Chordata; Mammalia; Primates; Cercopithecidae. Gene Ontology annotation, cellular component: adherens junction; Z disc; filamentous actin. The record is from RefSeq and is a predicted model, not a curated record. The transcript has 7 exons. Gene Ontology annotation, biological process: heart development; muscle structure development; actin cytoskeleton organization. The coding region runs from base 77 to 1069 and encodes 330 amino acids.